This is a messenger RNA of Colletotrichum phormii, 1191 nucleotides long. RefSeq lists its product as uncharacterized. The transcript has a single exon. The record is from RefSeq and is a predicted model, not a curated record. Lineage: Eukaryota; Fungi; Ascomycota; Sordariomycetes; Glomerellales; Glomerellaceae. The coding region runs from base 126 to 872 and encodes 248 amino acids.
UCUUUAAGUUGCUGUCUGCAGAUCUGAUGUGAUGGAAAGGGUUGCUACCAGAAGUCUUUCGUAAGACGAUAGCACAUCACUCCUUGAUCAUUUCUUGUCAUCGACAAUGUCGGUAUCCCAUCGAGAUGGCCACCCGCACCUUCGACCAGUUCUUUGACCUUCCCGUCGAGAUCCGGGACCAAAUCAUCUCCCACCUCUGCGUACUCCCAAACCCGAUCCAGAUUGGUCCCACAGAGUUCUCCGAGAUCCCCUUCCCGCACGACCUGCUCCUCUCUCACCCUCUUCUCUACGCCGCCGGCUCCGCCCUCUUCUAUGAACAGAACCGCUUCAUCCUCAACCUCCAAAACGGGCCCCGCGCCGCCGUCGAGCGCGCCAUCUGCGACGGCAGCCCCUGGCUCCUCGGCAACUCCCAGGCCCGCCGCCGCGUAAAGUACCUCGAGCUCUCGCCAGGCCGCCUGGGUAAUGUCUUCCAGACCCACGUCUCCCCGGCCGUGGCCGACAUGAUUCUGAACGGCUCCCUGCGGCAUCUCAGGCUCGUGCUAUAUCCGACGAGCGCCGACAAGAUCGUCUUUAACCAGAGUGCCGCCGACGCCCAGUCGCGGAGAGCCGCCAUCACGCGGCGCGAUGAUGCGUUUGCUCAUUCUAGGCCGUUUCAGGCUCUGUUGCGGCUGCUGGCUGAUCCGGACUUGGAGACGGCUGAUCUUUACGUUGAUCCCAUUCACCGCGACUUUUGGUGUGAAUUCCACGAGGGCGUGGCGUGUUGUAAGGGACAGAGGAAGGGACCGUGGCAACUUAUUCCGAUUGACUGGAGGAGGCUUGCCGCUAGUUACGGCCAGGAUCACGAACUCAGCAUCGUUCGGGUGGUGGUUUGAUUGCUCAGUGGCCUUGAGGGAAUUUUUAUUCUCAUGUCUGGGAAGUGUGUAGCGGCUAACACCGCGUGUAGUCUUUCAAAUGCAUUGGCAUCGCGGCGCAAGACGUCGUCAGCAAUCACAAGACUCGCCCAUUGACUCCAAUAUCAUCAGUCCCAUCAUUAGGCGCGAACUCCGUUCAAUAGAAUGUAGUCUGGCAAUAACAUCUCAAAGCUAUCUUGCUUACGGUACCUUGAAAACACUCAAAGGAGUUAUGCUUGCUGGAGCUUUCAACCAUUUGCACCAAACAGUCUAUAGUACAUCAACAGAAAUUUGAACCCAC